UUUAUGUAAGCUGGUAACCUAUGGCUGGUAACCGUGGUGCUAACAUAACAUAGCCGUCAGUAAUUUUGUAUUUAACGACCAUCUGAUGAGAUGGUCCGACUUUGUAAUAAAUUAUUGCCCACUUUCGCAUGCAUACUUUCUAAGCAAAAGUAUGCGUUUAGUGGGCUGUCAUCGAGGGCAUCGCGCCCCUUCUCCUGCUUCGGUAAGCAGUUCCAGCUUCACAAUGAACAACCGGCGAGUUCUGUAUUGCCAGGGAAAGUGGACCGGUUUGGAGGUGUGACUGUCCGUGAUUUCCCACCGGACAUCAGUGAAGAUGCCUUCAGUAGUCUUCUGAACGAUUCUUUGGCUUCAUGGAGGGGAGAGGGCAAGAUUGCUGUGUGGCUUCACAUACCCAUCUCUCUCAGCCGACUGGCAUCUGCAGCAGCGGCACACGGGUUCACUUUCCACCAUGCCCGCAAAGACCAGGCUGUGCUCUGCCUGUGGAUGGGGGAGGGAGAGAGUCGUCUGCCUGGGUUUGCCACUCACCAAGUCGGGGUAGCAGGUGCCGUUGUUGAUGAGUCCACAGGGAAGGUCUUAGUCGUCCAAGACAAGAACAAGACAAAAAAUGCCUGGAAGUUUCCAGGGGGUCUUUCCGAUCCAGGGGAAAACAUUGGUGUGACAGCUGUCCGCGAGGUUUUCGAGGAGACUGGGGUGCGAGCCGAAUUCCGCUCCCUCCUGAGCAUCCGGCAACAGCACAACCUCCCGGGCGCCUUCGGCAUGUCCGACAUGUACAUCAUCUGCCGCCUGAGCCCCCUGACCUACGACAUCAACUUCUGCACCCAGGAGUGCCUGCGCUGCGAGUGGCUGGACCUGGCCGAGCUGGCCAAGACCUCCGCCACCACCCCCAUCACCAGCCGCAUCGCCCAGCUCCUCCUGCACGGGCUCCAGCACGGCUUCCAGCACGUCGACCUCGCCAUGACGGAGCUGCCUGCCGUGUAUUCCGGAAUGUUCUACCAGCUGUACCACAGGCGGCUACCAGAGCUCCCCAAGCAAGCCUGACGGGCUGUAGGAGACCCACAGGGCACAACCAGGCCACACCGCACACCACAGCUGCUCCGGAAGGGCUGACCGGUGGCCGGAUUUUCACACCAGGCCGCGGUGCAGGCACAGACGCUUAUGAACUGUUACUCUAAUAAGGGACGGGGUGUUACCGGGGUGAUAAUCACUGGACAGGAUAUUACUCUCACACUGAACCACAUCGCCCUCUCGCUUGUGGAAAUUCUGCACAUGAAUCAAAGGUUAAUACGAGGAAGGUACUUGAUGAGCUGGAUCAUCCCAGCAAUACUGGGGUUUUUAUUUAUGACGUUAUUGAAAUGCCAAAAGGUGUCUAUGCUGAGUAGCAAACAGCAGUUGGCUAUGCUGAAGUUAGGUCUGUACUGUAUAGUAGGUCUGUAUUUAACCAGUGUUGAAUAAAGUUGGACCCC
Messenger RNA from Sardina pilchardus (European sardine), 1463 nucleotides. It is a transcript of the gene nudt6, whose product is annotated as nudix (nucleoside diphosphate linked moiety X)-type motif 6. The transcript has 5 exons. The record is from RefSeq and is a predicted model, not a curated record. Gene Ontology annotation, molecular function: NADH pyrophosphatase activity; ADP-ribose diphosphatase activity; NAD binding. Bases 91 to 1038 code for a protein of 315 amino acids. Lineage: Eukaryota; Metazoa; Chordata; Actinopteri; Clupeiformes; Clupeidae.